Molecule: messenger RNA, 2006 nt
Organism: Populus euphratica (Euphrates poplar)
Lineage: Eukaryota; Viridiplantae; Streptophyta; Magnoliopsida; Malpighiales; Salicaceae
Exons: 5
Coding region: 1-1863 (620 amino acids)
Biological process (GO): lipid metabolic process
Molecular function (GO): triacylglycerol lipase activity; protein dimerization activity
Source: RefSeq, a predicted model, not a curated record
AUGGAUGUGGACAUGAUGAAAUCAUCAUCAGGAGAUGAACAUAUGGAUAUGAUGACAAUGAUGAUGCAGAUGGAAAAGCUUCCUGAUUUUUUCAGCCAGCCUUUUUACAACACUACUAACACUUCAACACUACUACAAGAAAUACAAUUCUCCAACGGGAAUCCUACAGCUAAUACUGUAGCUUCGCCACCUAUCUGGCAUAAUCCACAUGCAUCUUCACCACCACUGAUAAAUCCACCUUGCUCCAUGCCAUUCAUGGGCACUCCAAUCCAAGAACCAGUGACACCAUCUCUUCAACACGACAUGAUGGCCAAAAAAUUCAGAUAUGUUACUCCAUUCUCAAAUGCAAACUCUUUCUUAUCUUCAAUAGAGAAGAAAAACUCAACUACAACAAUUAGAGAGAUGAUCUUUCGCAUAGCAGCAAUGCAACCAGCACAUAUAGACCCGGAAUCGGUAAAGCCUCCAAAAAGAAAGAAUGUCAAGAUAUCUAAGGAUCCACAAAGUGUAGCUGCGAGGCAUAGAAGGGAAAGAAUAAGUGAGAGGAUAAGGAUUCUCCAGAGAUUAGUUCCAGGAGGCAACAAAAUGGACACGGCUACUAUGUUAGAUGAGGCUAUACAUUAUGUGAAAUUCUUGAAGAUGCAAGUGCAAUCUUUAGAACAAAUUGGUGCUAAUAGGCCAAUGGGUGGUUUUGGCUUCACCGGAGUUACAAUGCCUAGUGUUGGUAGGGUGGAAAGACCAGUUAAGGAAUCAAAAACUUUCUUAUCAUUUGCUGGACAUUUAGACAAGCGUGUGGAUUUAGACAAGAAUAUCAAGCAUGGUGAUAGCAGAUACUACAGUGCACUCUCUGUAAUGGCUGCAAAGGUAGCUUAUGAGAACAAAGCCUUUGUCGAAAACGCUGUUAGAAAUCACUGGAAGAUGGAAUUAAUUGGAUACUAUGAUUUUUGGAAUGAUUUUCAACAAAAACUUACAACACAAGGCUUCAUGCUUCAUGAUAAAAAUGCAGACCCUGACAUAAUUGUCGUGGCCUUUAGAGGUACGGAAGCCUUUGAUGCGGAUGCAUGGUGUACUGAUUUUGAUAUCUCCUGGUAUGAGUUUCCUGGCAUAGGAAAAAUUCAUGGUGGCUUUAUGAAAGCAUUAGGUUUAUCAAUGACCCAAGGCUGGCCUCGGGAAUUUAAACAACGCGCCGAUGGCCAACCGAUAGCUUACUACACUAUAAGAGAGAAAUUGAAAGAACUUCUUAAACAAAACGAAAAGACAAAAUUUAUAUUGACUGGUCACAGCAUGGGUGGCGCAAUUGCAAUUCUCUUCCCAGCUGUUCUAGCAAUGCAUGAAGAGACAACGUUAUUAGACAGGCUGGAAGGCGUGUAUACAUUUGGUCAGCCAAGAGUUGGAGAUGGGGAAUUCAAGAGUUUCAUGGAGAGGCAGAUGCAAAAGCACGGGUUUAAGUACUUCAGAUUCGUUUAUUGUAAUGAUGUGAUUACCAGGUUGCCCAUAGAUGAUUCGACAUUUCUUUUCAAGCAUUUUGGUACAUGCGUCUACUAUAAUAGCUGUUAUUAUGGGAAGAUAGUUUCAGAGGAACCACACAAGAACUAUAUAUCGGUGUUCGCUGCUAUACCGAGGUUUCUAAAUGCAUUAUGGGAGCUAGUAAGAAGCUUCAUUUUACCCUACAGAAAGGGGGCCGAUUAUAAAGAACCUUGGUUGCUGAUACUGGUUAGAUGGUAUGGACUGAUACUCCCAGGUUUGUCAGCUCACAAUCCACAAGAUUACGUUAAUUUAACACGGUUGGGACCUGAUACUAUAUACCAUCGUCUUCAAGACCCAAAAUUUGGAAGUGUCUCUAAUUCGGAUGCAACAAAAGAUUGAUCAUGGCUGAUGGUUUAUUACUUCAGAGAAGUUGAUUGAAAGAAAUAGUAAUCGUUCUUCAUAUAUACAUUCUUUUCAACAUAUGAAUUGUAAAUUAGUUUGUAUUUAUGACAAUAAAUUUAUAGUAUCUUCUUAUGAUCAAA